UUUUUCUUUCGGAAACUCCUCCCACUUCUAAGACGUUCGUCCUCUUUUUCGUCUGACUUGAAUUGUCUUUUCAUAACUAUCAACUUAUUGGUGAUUUAAUCAUGUCUUUGGAGGUUGAAUCCGCAGACGUGAUUCGUCUGAUAAUGCAGUACUUGAAAGAGAACAAUCUGCACCGGACAUUGACCACCCUACAGGAAGAGACCACUGUGUCUUUGAACACAGUGGACAGUAUCGAGAGUUUCGUGGCAGACAUCAACAGUGGCCAUUGGGACACCGUGCUACAAGCUAUCCAGUCACUCAAGCUCCCUGAUAAGACUUUGAUAGACUUGUAUGAACAGGUGGUGUUGGAGCUCAUUGAGUUGAGAGAGUUGGGAGCGGCCAGGUCUCUGCUAAGGCAAACAGACCCCAUGAUCAUGCUGAAGCAGACCCAACCAGAGAGAUACAUCCACCUGGAGAACCUGCUGGCUCGAUCCUACUUCGACCCCAGAGAGGCGUACCCGGACGGCAGCAGUAAGGAGAAGCGACGCGUGGCCAUCGCCCAGGCCCUGGCCGGAGAGGUCAGCGUGGUGCCCCCUUCACGUCUCAUGGCCCUGUUGGGGCAGUCUCUAAAGUGGCAGCAGCACCAGGGUCUCCUGCCACCUGGCAUGACCAUCGAUCUGUUCAGGGGCAAGGCAGCGGUGAAGGAUGUGGAGGAGGAGCGCUUCCCAACGCAGCUGGCCCGACACAUCAAGUUUGGUCAGAAGUCCCACGUGGAGUGUUCCCGCUUCUCUCCUGAUGGUCAGUACUUGGUCACAGGGUCAGUCGAUGGUUUCAUCGAGGUCUGGAACUUCACCACCGGCAAAAUCCGAAAGGAUCUGAAGUACCAGGCGCAGGACAACUUCAUGAUGAUGGACGACGCGGUCCUGUGUAUGUGCUUCAGCAGGGACACAGAGAUGUUAGCCACGGGGGCACAGGAUGGCAAAAUAAAGGUGUGGAAGAUCCAGAGUGGCCAGUGCUUGAGGCGCUUUGAGCGAGCCCACAGUAAAGGGGUGACCUGUCUCAGUUUCUGCAAGGACAGCAGCCAGCUUCUGAGCGCUUCCUUCGACCAGACAAUAAGGGUUCACGGGCUGAAGUCGGGCAAGUCGCUGAAAGAGUUCAGAGGCCACUCGUCGUUUGUUAACGAGGCGACGUUCACACCGGACGGCCACCACAUCAUCAGCGCUUCCUCUGACGGGACGGUGAAGGUGUGGAACAUGAAAACCACGGAAUGCACCAACACCUUCAAGUCCCUCGGCACCUCAGCCGGCACCGACAUCACGGUCAACAACGUCGUCCUGCUGCCCAAGAAUCCGGAGCAUUUUGUAGUGUGCAACCGUUCCAACACGGUGGUCAUCAUGAACAUGCAGGGACAGAUCGUGAGGAGUUUCAGCUCUGGUAAGAGAGAGGGAGGAGACUUUGUGUGCUGUACGUUGUCUCCCCGCGGUGAGUGGAUCUACUGUGUCGGGGAGGAUUUCGUGCUCUACUGCUUCAGCACGGUGACGGGCAAGCUGGAGAGAACCCUGACGGUCCAUGAGAAGGAUGUGAUCGGCAUUGCCCACCACCCCCACCAGAACCUCAUCGCCACUUACAGCGAGGACGGCCUACUCAAGCUCUGGAAACCAUGAGCGUAGCACUGCUUAAUCCAGCAAGCCCCUUCCAUCGGCAUGCCAGCUGCUCUUCCCUUGGGACUGUGCAGUGUUUCCCCUAGGCCUUCAUUUAGCCAUGGUGGGUAAGGUCUUGUUUAGUUCUGUUAGUCAGAACUAAUUGAUUUCAGUUGGCUGUCCAGGUCGGGACUCCAAAGAGAGAAUCUAAACAAGAGGAAACACUGGGGUAUUGGAAGUGCAGACGGGUGUAUUUUAUUUUAAUAACCUUUUUUUUUUUUUUUUUACUUCAUGUAAAUAUUUUUUUAUUGCAUUUUGUCCAAUAACAUCUGGUUGGAUAUUUAGAAUUUUGUGUGUCAGCCAUGGUGUAGAUUUGUUUCACAGCAGAACAGAAAGGGCUGUCAUUUGUCUUUGCUGUAAGACUCAUUGUGAUUUUUCAUUUUCUUGUGUCUCCUAUCUGACAAUAUUUUUUCCCCACAUGCUUCAUGUGCAAUGCAUGGAUUAUAGUUAUUACACCAAGUGUCAGUGGUAGCCUGGAUUUACAUUUUACAUGGAAUAUUUGUCUGAGCCAUUAAAGAUAUUUGACCAGGAA
Messenger RNA from Esox lucius (northern pike), 2211 nucleotides. It is a transcript of the gene smu1a, whose product is annotated as SMU1 DNA replication regulator and spliceosomal factor a. Gene Ontology annotation, cellular component: precatalytic spliceosome. NCBI's taxonomy places the organism in Eukaryota, Metazoa, Chordata, Actinopteri, Esociformes, Esocidae. The record is from RefSeq and is a predicted model, not a curated record. Gene Ontology annotation, molecular function: protein binding. The transcript is spliced from 12 exons. Gene Ontology annotation, biological process: mRNA splicing, via spliceosome. The coding region runs from base 102 to 1643 and encodes 513 amino acids.